Messenger RNA from Panicum virgatum (switchgrass), 4056 nucleotides. RefSeq names its product PH, RCC1 and FYVE domains-containing protein 1-like. The transcript is spliced from 8 exons. NCBI's taxonomy places the organism in Eukaryota, Viridiplantae, Streptophyta, Magnoliopsida, Poales, Poaceae. The record is from RefSeq and is a predicted model, not a curated record. Gene Ontology annotation, molecular function: metal ion binding. The coding region runs from base 239 to 3613 and encodes 1124 amino acids.
CGCGUCGCGAUCUCUCCCCUCCCCUCCCCACCCUCCCUGGACUGCCAAACCCCUCGCCCCCCGCCACCCGCCAGCCGCCGCCGCCGCGCUCCGAUCCGGACCUCCGAGGAGCCGCGGCGCGCCCCGAGCUCGUCGCCGCCCGCGAGGCCGCCGCGCCGCAGGUCGCGGCGAGCGAGCGCCCCUCAUUGCGGCGCGGUGAUGGGGCGCUGCCGCCGCCGGGGUUGAUGCGGAGGCCGCCAUGUCGGACGCCUCGUCGGAUCUCGGCGGCAUCCGGGCAGGGCCCGUGGAGCGCGACAUCGAACAGGCUAUCACCGCUCUCAAGAAAGGUGCUUACUUGUUGAAGUAUGGGCGUAGAGGAAAGCCAAAGUUUUGUCCAUUUAGGCUAUCCAAUGUGAGCCUUCUUUGCUCUCUCCAACUUAACAGUGUUCUUGUUCCUGCACAAUCCUCUGACUUACGUGGUGUAUUUUAUGCUUUUUGGCUCCUUCAGGAUGAAUCUGUAUUGAUAUGGUUCUCAGGGAAAGAAGAGAAACAUUUGAGAUUGAGCCAUGUAUCUAGGAUAAUUCCUGGACAGCGGACUGCAAUUUUUCAGAGGUAUCCACGGCCUGAGAAGGAAUGUCAGUCUUUUUCUCUAAUUUCACAUGAUAGGUCAUUGGAUAUAAUAUGCAAAGAUAAAGAUGAAGCUGAAGUAUGGUUUGCUGGGUUGAAAACAUUGAUUUCCCGUAGUCACCAAAGAAAAUGGAGAACUGAAUCUAGAAGUGAUAUCCUUUCCUCUGGUGCAACUAGUCCAAGGACUUACACACGGCGGAGUUCUCCUUUGAGUUCACCUUUCAGCAGCAACGACAGCAUCCACAAGGAUGGCAGUGACAAUUACCGACUCCGUACUCCAUAUGGGAGCCCUCCGAAGAAUGGAUUGGAAAAGGCCUUUUCUGAUGUCAUGUUGUAUGCAGUUCCUCCCAGGGGAUUUUUUCCAUCAGAUUCUAAUGCCGGAUCAGUCCAUUCUAUGUCUUCUGGACACUCGGAUAACACAAAUGGGCACCCUAGAAGUGUUCCAAUGGAUGCUUUCCGAGUCAGCUAUUCAAGUGCUGUUAGUUCAUCUAGUCAUGGUUCUGGUCAUGAUGAUGGAGAUGCUUUAGGCGAUGUGUUCCUAUGGGGGGAAGGAACCGGGGAAGGAAUUCUUGGUGGUGGUAAUUUUAGAGUUGGAAGCUCCUCAGGUGCAAAAAUGGAUUGCCUUGUACCAAAACCAUUAGAAUUUGCUGUGCGGCUUGAUGUACAGAACAUAUCUUGUGGAGGAAGACAUGCUGCACUUGUCACUAAACAAGGAGAAAUUUACUCAUGGGGUGAGGAAUCAGGGGGACGGCUUGGUCAUGGUGUCGAUUGUGAUGUAUCGCAGCCAAAACUCAUUGAUGCUCUUUCUCAUAUGAACAUUGAGCUGGUAGCAUGUGGUGAGUACCACACUUGUGCUGUUACACUAUCCGGAGAUCUUUACACAUGGGGGGAUGGCACCUUCAAAUUUGGGCUUUUGGGUCAUGGGAAUGAUGUAAGUCACUGGGUACCAAAGCGCGUGAAUGGACCACUAGAGGGUAUACAUAUCUCAUCACUUUCAUGUGGACCUUGGCAUACAGCACUAGUAACUUCUGCUGGACAGCUUUUCACAUUUGGAGAUGGAUCUUUUGGUGUUCUGGGUCAUGGAGAUCGUGAAAGUAUUUCAGUCCCCAGGGAAGUUGAAUCCCUCAAAGGGCUACGCACGGUGCGGGCGGCUUGUGGUGUUUGGCAUACUGCUGCAGUUGUUGAAGUUAUGGCUGGAAAUUCAAGUUCUAGCAAUUGUUCUUCUGGUAAGAUAUUUACAUGGGGUGAUGGUGAUAAAGGUCGCUUAGGUCAUGGUGACAAGGAACCACGACUUGUCCCAACUUGUGUUGCUGCUUUGGUGGAGCCCAACUUUUGUCAGGUUGCUUGUGGGCAUUGCUUGACAGUAGCCCUUACAACUUCUGGGCAUGUGUAUACAAUGGGCAGUGCUGUCUAUGGUCAACUUGGGAAUAUACAAACUGAUGGUAUGCUUCCUGUACGUGUUGAAGGGAAGCUGCACAAAAACUUUGUGGAGGAGAUCUCAUGUGGCGCUUAUCAUGUGGCUGUCUUAACGUCUAGGACUGAGGUAUACACAUGGGGCAAAGGUGCAAAUGGCCGGUUAGGUCAUGGUGAUACUGAUGAUAGGAAUACACCUACAUUGGUCGAAGCACUGAAAGAUAAGCAAGUCAGAAGUGUUGUUUGUGGAAUUAACUUCACUGCAGCAAUAUGCAUUCACAAAUGGGUAUCUGGAGUUGAUCAAUCAAUGUGCUCAGGUUGCCGUCAGCCAUUCAAUUUGAGGAGAAAACGUCAUAAUUGCUACAACUGUGCUCUAGUAUUUUGUCAUUCCUGCAGCAGUAAAAAAUCUCUGAAGGCUUCAUUAGCACCGAAUCCAAACAAGCCUUACCGUGUCUGCGAUAGCUGCUACAGAAAACUGACAAAGGGACAGGAGACAGACAUACAUUCUUCAGCGAAGCGGGCUGCUAGUGUACCAGGAUUCAGUGAUACAAUUGAGGAGGAUCUGGAAACAAGGUCAAAUGCUCAACUAUCAAGAUUGUCUUCAAUGGAAUCUUUUAAGCAUGUGGAUAGCAGAUAUUCCAAGAAAAACAAGAAAUUUGAAUUUAAUAGCACCCGUGUUUCCCCUGUGCCAAAUGGAAGUUCACAUUGGAGUGGGCUUAACAUUUCAAGAUCUUUCAAUCCUGUAUUUGGAUCUUCUAAGAAGUUUUUCUCAGCAUCAGUUCCUGGAUCUAGAAUUGUUUCUAGGGCAACAUCACCUAUUUCGAGAAGAGCAAGCCCUCUGCGAUCCACAACACCAACUCCUACUCUAGGUGGUCUAACAUCUCCAAGAGUUGCUGCCAAUGAUGGAAAGCCAACAAAUGAUGCACUGAGCCAAGAGGUUCUGAAUUUGAGGUCCCAGGUGGAGAGUCUUACCAGGAAGUCUCAACUCCUUGAAGUGGAGUUGGAGAGAACUACCAAACAAUUGAAGGAAGCUAUUUCCAUUGCCGGGGAGGAAACUGCAAAAUGCAAGGCGGCAAAGGAAGUAAUCAAGUCACUCACUGCACAGCUGAAGGGAAUGGCGGAGAGAUUACCUGGAGGAGCAGCCAAGAACACUAAACUGCCACCUCUUCCUGGAAUUUCCAUUCCAAAUGACAUUUCUUCUAUGGGUACAGAGAGUUUGGGCAGCCCAAGUAGUUCCGGAGAACAAAUCACAAAUGGUCAUAAUGGAUUGCUUGCUUCUAAUGGACCAAGUUCUGUCAGGAAUAAGGCGAGUCAUGCAGAAGUUACCAAGAAUGGAAGUAGGCUACCUGAUGCUGAAUCUUGCCAGGAUGCUGAAUGGGUGGAGCAAGAUGAACCAGGUGUAUACAUUACUCUCACCGCCUUGCCUGGAGGUGCCAGAGAUCUCAAGCGGGUUCGGUUCAGUCGGAAGAGAUUCAGGGAGACACAAGCAGAACAAUGGUGGCAGGAGAAUCGGGCAAGGGUGUACCAGCAGUACAAUGUCCGCGUGGUUGACAAAUCAACUGCCAGUGUCGAUAAUGACAUUGCAUCUAACUGACAUUAGAUUGACCUGGAGAAACAUACUUGAUUACAAGCGGAGCUGAGGCCAUGUACCCUACCUAUGUGAAGUCUCUCGUCAGUCAAGCUCGCUUGCUAACGUGGCUACCAUUUUACCUAGCCCCUUGACUCCUUGAGAAGAGGAGGUUUCCACACAGGAAAACAGGAUGGAUGAUUUAUUUUUUUCUUCAGUUUUACAUAAUUCUUUACUCCCCUUCCCCCUUUUUUUCUUUUUUGUUGUGUGAAAAGUAGAGUGCUUGAGCAGAAGUAAUGUAAAUGCUUAGUAGCAGCAGGCUAAUCUAUCUUGUAAAUGCAUAAGCAAGCAUCAAUUUUAGAAUGUAUUGGAAAUUUUCUGAAAUGAUUGCUAAAGGCAAGUGCAAAUCUGAGCUAAGUGGCCGUGAUCUGGGAGCAGCUAAGUUUGGUUUGAGAUACUGAGCUCAGAUA